Messenger RNA from Effrenium voratum, 1035 nucleotides. The record is from the annotation of a GenBank genome assembly. Lineage: Eukaryota; Dinophyceae; Suessiales; Symbiodiniaceae.
AUGGAGGAGCUGAAGAAUCUGAUUCGGGCACUGCGAGGACUGGCGCGCGUGCGCAUGGAUGCACAUGGAUGCGUCGGGGCGGCAUGCCAAGGCGAAGAGCUCAAGCAAGCGGUCGAGGAUGGCGCAGUGGACGCUGUGGAGGAUGGCGCUGCGGGCGCUGUGGAGAUGGAGGACGCGCCGGUGCCGGUACACGCAAUCAACGCCGACGACAUGGAGUCGGACUACGCGGAUACGCUCCAAUGGAGCGAGGAUGAGUUCGAGGUGGCCGAGAGCGGCGAGGAGGGGGGUGGGCAGUCAGCUAGCACGAAGCCUGUAGCGGAGCAGCCGGCGCAGAUCAUGGCGCAGCCGGCCAAGCUGCAAGAUGCGGACGUGGCGGAUGCGGAAACGGUGGAUGCCGAACAGCCAGGCGAGGCGAAGCUGCUUGAUGCGGUCACGGUGGAUGUGGUGGAGCAGCCGGCCCCGGCCAUGGUGCUUGAUGCGGUCACGGUGGAUGUGGUGGAGCAGCCGGCCCCGGCCAGGGUGGAUGUGGGUUGUGACGAGCAGCCGGAUGCGGCCAUGGUGGAUGAUGUGGAGCAGCCGGCUGCGGCCGAGGAUUUGGAGCAGCGAGUGGAGGCGAAGCCGCUUGAUGCGGCUGUUGUGGAGGCGAAGCCGCGCGAGCGGGCAGCGGAGAUCAAAAGUGCGGAGCUGUUAGAUCUGGUGGAGGUGGAGCCGGCGAAGGCGGAGCAGGCGGCGCCGGAGCUCCUGCAAGCCUUGGAGGAGGCGGAAGAGAAGCAGCAGGAAGGCCUAGACUCGGACCCGGAGGAGGUCAAGAAGAGGCAAAGCUUCAAGGCAGGGCCCGGUCUGCUCUUGGCACGAAUCUGUGUUGCAUGCACGCAGGACCGCAAGCCUUUGUUUCCUUUGCCCGAGCUGCCGAAUCUGGUGAAGGCCCACUUGCAGGAGCACUUCCCGCAGCUCAUGCAGGAUGUUCCGGAAGACGCUGCCAUGAACGGGAUCAGCCGCUUGGUGAUGGAGGCAGGGCUUGCGCGCGUUGAUUGA